AUAGAGUUCUUUAUAGAGCUUUGCAUGUAAAUACUAGAAAGAUGAGGGGUUAUGUGCAAAAGACCAUGCAAUUUCCUUUGAUCACGAGGACAGCGGGCGAUGGAGAUACAUUUGGGGUUGUUGGAUUGGAUGGCAAUGGCGGGAUCCUCUUCUCUGAUGGCUUACAAGAUGUUGUUCUCUGUAUUGGGUUGUGUGAUGGUGGUGACCCUCGUCUACACUCUCUUGACUGAUGGCUCUCCUUUCCGCCGUGAACUCUUGACCCCGUGGAUGGUUGCUACUCUGGUUGAUUUUUAUGUGAACGUCGUGGCUAUUGCUACCUGGGUUGUUUACAAGGAAUCAACAUGGAGUGCGUUGUUAUGGACAAUCUUGCUAGUUUGUUCUGGCAGCAUAGCAACAUGUGCUUAUAUUGUGAAGAAACUCAGUGAAAUUUGCUCACAAGAUCCUGUACAAAAUCCAGUACGACAUGUAUUUUUAAGAAUUGGUUGCGACUGGAAGACAAAGAACUUCUCUAUUGUAUUUCUGAAAAUUCUUUUCAGCGUGUUGGGCCUCGUAGUAUUUACAACUGUUGUAUAUACUCUGAUUACUGAUGGCUCUCCUUUUCGUAUGGAGCUCUUGACACCGUGGAUGGCUGCGACAUUAAUUGACUUUUAUAUAAAUGUUGUUGCCAUAUCGGUAUGGGUCAUUCACAGAGAGUCAUCAUGGAUAACUUCAUUCAUAUGGAUUAUAUUCUUGAUAUGUUUUGGCAGCAUCACGACGUGCGUAUACAUCGUUGUACAACUCUUCCAUCUCUCACGCCAAGAUCAAAGCACCGUAGUUUAUUCGGCCAUCACCGACAAGUCCGACACCAAAACAAGAAAGUAGGAGAUCUUAAGCUAAAUCAUGCACCCUGUGUCUCUAAACAUUUCACUUUGCUCAAAAAUGUUUCAAUGUAUUACUGUUACAUACCCUUUGAUGUAAUAUUUGUAGACAUCCCCAUAUUUUGUUAAUAUAAAUGCAGAACAUACAUGGCCUUGUAAAAUCCUGGAGCUGCAUAUAGAGCCUUAUAAAGUUUCUUA
Messenger RNA from Dioscorea cayenensis subsp. rotundata (Guinea yam), 1055 nucleotides. RefSeq lists its product as uncharacterized. The transcript is spliced from 9 exons. Lineage: Eukaryota; Viridiplantae; Streptophyta; Magnoliopsida; Dioscoreales; Dioscoreaceae. Bases 100 to 861 code for a protein of 253 amino acids. The record is from RefSeq and is a predicted model, not a curated record.